This is a messenger RNA of Brassica rapa (field mustard), 2428 nucleotides long. Its product is annotated as probable 2-oxoglutarate-dependent dioxygenase AOP1. The record is from RefSeq and is a predicted model, not a curated record. NCBI's taxonomy places the organism in Eukaryota, Viridiplantae, Streptophyta, Magnoliopsida, Brassicales, Brassicaceae.
UAAGUUGGUGCUGACAAAUUCAAGAAAGAUCACAUUAGAAACAUAGCAUCCAAAUGGGAUCAUCCGUGAAGUCUUCUUCUAAAGUUCCAGUUCUUGAUCUCACGAGCCGACAGGACUUGAACCCAAACACGUCCACGUGGCGUUCCAUUUCUAGAGAAGCCUGUGAAGCCUUGGAGGAAUACGGCUGUUUCGUGGCCUUGUACGACGGAGUAACGCAGGAGCUAGAUGAUUCAAUCUUCGCUGCUGCUGAGGAACUGUUCGAUCUCCCAACUGACACAAAGAGGAAGAACGUGAACGAGAAGCCGUACCAUGGCUACGUUGGUCAAAUGCCUGUGAUCCCUCUUCAUGAAGGUCUUGGCAUUGACUAUGUUACAAACAAAGAAGAGGCUCAAAGAUUCACUCAUCUCAUGUGGCCUCAAGGAAACCACCAGUUUUGCGAAACCGCUCACGGUUUCUCAAACGCGGUUGCGGAACUGGACCGACUAGUUGUGAGGAUGAUAUUUGAUAACUAUGGCGUGGAGAAACAUUAUGAUUCACAUGUAGGAUCAAAGACUUACCUACUCAAAUUCCUCAAGUACUUGGCUCCACCAGAGUCUAUCUCAAUGGCAGCUUUUCCUCAGCACACAGACAAGACCUUCUUAUCAAUACUUCACCAAAAUGGUGUGAAUGGUUUAGAGGUGAAAUCAAAGGACGGUGGAUGGAUUUCUCUUCAUCUCCCACCGAAGUCAUACGUUGUCAUGGCUGGUGACAUCUCUAUGGGUUGGAGCAAUGACAGGAUACGAUCUUGUGAGCAUAGAGUAACAAUGGAAGGCGACAAGACAAGGUACACUUUAGGUCUUUUCUCUUUUAUCAAGGGAUUGGUUUCGGUCCCUGAGGAGCUUGUGGACGACGAACAUCCUCUCAUGUACAAGCCUUUUGAUAAUAUCGCUCUCAUAAACUUCUAUGCAACCAAAGAAGGCCGUGAAGCGAAGUCAACUCUCAAAGCAUAUUGUUGUAUCUAAAAGCAGCUUUACAGUCAGACGAUUGAUCAAGUUGCCAAUAUUUUACAAAUCUAAAUGCCAUCUUAUUGGUUCUCUCACUCUUCUCUACUAUAAUAUGUUCAACCAUCCAUACUCUUCUAGUGCUGGUUGAAUAUUUUGCAUGUUGAUUUUCGUUGCUUUGUGCCAGGGUUCGAAUUUUCUCUUGAAAGUCUUAAGUUCAGAUCCAUUUUAAGUUCAUUUUCAGUAAGGGUCUUAUGUAUCAUAUCUUAUGUGUAUAUAAAUCUUCGAUUAGUGAGAAUGGAAAAUUAUAACAGAUGAAAAUAAGUUUUGUAUGUUUACUGUAAGAAUGUUUCAAAUGGAUCUUGGAUCCGUGACCGUUUAUAGUAACAACAAAACAUUAUACUGAUUUUUUUUUGAAAAAGGGUUUUCAUAAAAACAUUAUACUGAUGUUAUUAACUAUUCAUAAUCAUGGCCCUUGGACUGCAUUAUACUCAUAUUUUCUGAAAUUCAAUUUCUAUAUAUACUUCAAGUUGAAAGGCCUCCAGUAUAUAAAAACAACAACCAUAAUGGAAUCAAGUCUUUGAAUGCUAAGGUCCCAGUUCUUGAUCUCACAAGCCAACACCUGAAACCAAAUGAGACAGAGAAGAUUAAUGUAUCGAGAAGCCGUACGUUGGCAAGAGUAGACAGUGCACGUGUUCCCUCUUCUAGAAGGUCUUGCAAUUGGCUAUGUUACGAACAAAGAAGAUGCUCAGAGCACAUUGAAUCAUAGUUUCAUCUGCGCGCUCAGGUUCCUCCGGCUUAGGCCAUCAGCAUUCGUCUAUAUAAUCUAAAAGUUUUUCACAAUAAAAUAAUACUAACCAAUGAAUUAUUGACAAAUGUUAUGAGAAUUCAUUAAAAAAAUUAGCAACUUGUGUUAAAGAAGAGGUUGUCCUUUUCUCUCUAUUCCUAUUAUUUUUAGUUUAUUUUUAUUUGUAUAAAACUCUUGAACAGACUUACCGAUGAAAAUGCUUUUAACCUCUCAUUAGAAGUUGAAGACUUGAAGGUAAUUAAGAUUUUAUAAAACUUACAAAAGCACAAGAAAUAUAAGAAUAUAUCACAAUUGGACUCACGAAUUUGAGCCUCAUAAGAGUAACUAAGCUGAAACUCACAGCUCAUAUAGAAAUGACCAUAUAUCAAUGGAUGAUGAACAUCCUCAUAUGUAUAAGCCAUUCGAGAGCAUAGAGCAUAGCUCUCAUACAAUUCUACGCAACCAAAGAAAGCCGUGAGACCACAAAGCAUAUUGAGGUAUGUUAAAAGCAUCUAUACGGAGAAAAAAUGAUGCAAAGUGAUAAUGUUGAAUCUGAAUGGUAUUCCAUUGAUCAAAAUGAUAAUGUUUUAUAUAUCUGAAUGUUACUUGAUUGGCUCCGUACAUACAAAGUUUCAUUUUCAACAAGGUAGGAUAAAAAGUU